Pyrgilauda ruficollis (rufous-necked snowfinch) is the source of this 1281-nucleotide messenger RNA. RefSeq lists its product as uncharacterized. The record is from RefSeq and is a predicted model, not a curated record. The transcript has 2 exons. Lineage: Eukaryota; Metazoa; Chordata; Aves; Passeriformes; Passeridae. Bases 290 to 943 code for a protein of 217 amino acids.
GCAAUUUAUCUUUCUUUUCCAGAUGACUGAAAAUAUCUACAGGAUCCUGUCUCUCCGGUUUUCAUCGGUGAGUAGCAUAAGGGACAGGCGGCUGAGGAACAAAAAUGAUAUCGGUCAAAAUCAUUCCAGCACCUACUUUUUACUAAGGAACUUCAUGCUCAUAGGGGUUUUCUGGAGGCAUUUCCAGGAGUGAGGCAAGGUACCACAGACACAUCCCUACGGGAUCAUGUAAGCAUUUGCAAAUGAGAAAAGCACCCCAUCCAGACCUUCUCUGACCGCUUUGCAGUACAUGGUUUGGUGUAAGCACAGCAAUUCUCACCUCUUUCUCUCCCUUUUAAGUCUCUUGAGCUUGGAGACCUCUUUCCUCCUUGCAAUUAUGAUUAUUUGCAACAUCAGUGCCAUCAAAGAUUGGAGCACUUUCCUUUCCCAAAUCCUCCCCAGCGUUAACAAGACUCUGAACUUGGUACAGCAAGUGGAAGCCACCACCAGCUCGGUGGUAAGUGUCCUCCAGGACCCCGAACAGGACAACUACCUGUCCAAUAGCCAGUCCAUGAACUCCAGCAACUUCACAGCUGGCCUGGACCACUUGUUCCAGUACUCAUACUCGGACAAUGACCAGCUCUACAAGGAGUACAAGCCCCCUCCUCGAGAUGCCAUUCCUCUGCCCAAGGCUGUCCUCUACCUCCUCAUGGCAGCCCUGGUGGUGGUGGCAGUGGCGUAUGCCAUCGUCGGGCAUCUCAUCAAGGACCUCAUUUACGACUUUAUAGAGUGGAUCUUUGGCCCCAACCCGGAUGACAACAGCAACAAGAGUGACAUCAACUGCAUCAGCAACAGCGUCAACGAGAUGAGCGAGAUGCCCGAGGCGCCGCGGCACCGGGAGCGGCAGCCCCAGGACGUGGUCAUUGCCAUCGGCGAGACCUGCCACCUGCCACAGCAGACGUGACCGGCGCCACGGCCGGGCCAGGCGGGAUGGAGCAGCGGGAUGGAGCAGCACGAUGGAGAGGAGGGAUGGAGCAGAAGGAUGGAGCAGAGAAACAGUGCAGCAGCCGCCUUGCAGGGCCGGGCAGGGAGAGGAAGGGAUGGGCAGAGUCGGCGCCGUGGAGCAAAGCCCUUCUCCCCCUGGUUUUACCAUCCUGGAAGGACCUUGUGGGGGUGGGUGUCGUCACCCCCUCUCCCAGGCUUGUCAGCCCUGUCCUGACAUCUGCCCUUGGGUUUGUGACCCCCUCUUUGUUCGCUGUGAAUAGCAAAAAAAGAAAAAGCAAAUGCAAAAUACAUCCACCA